Messenger RNA from Acanthopagrus latus (yellowfin seabream), 940 nucleotides. Its product is annotated as major intrinsically disordered NOTCH2-binding receptor 1-like. The record is from RefSeq and is a predicted model, not a curated record. Lineage: Eukaryota; Metazoa; Chordata; Actinopteri; Spariformes; Sparidae. The coding region runs from base 347 to 940 and encodes 197 amino acids. The transcript has 3 exons.
AUGUUUUGUAUGAGUAAAUGUGCUUGUUACAUGUCACCAAUGGCAGAUAUUACAUAACACAAUACUCAGAUGACUUCAGUGUGGAGGUAGCUUGGGUAAACUGAGGCAGUCGGCCUCCACACCUCUCUCUCUAUCCCAUCCUAUCAACCCCUCACUACACUGCUGGCUCUAGGCGUCAUGCUACUAAUGGUCAGGUUGGGUUACACACACCUGCAAGUGAUACAGGCUUAUAAAUUAUUACAGAACUUGCAAGUUGUGGUGAGCAUGUGCAUCGAGGCAGGUUGCUGGCAGGGGAAGAAGUCAGUGUGGAUGGAGCCGUCAGUGUGGACGGAGCGACAGAGCCAAAAUGGACAUCUCUGUUCUACCCAACAACAACCACCCGAAGAAGUUCCUCCAGCUGGACGUUGGGAUGCUGCCAGCCACACAUGGCAUGUUUCAGGUCGGGGCAGUGAUAUCCAGUCAGAGACACUGGCAGAACAGGGUCUACUCCCAGAGGGAGGGAAUGGGAAAGACUGACAGCAGGUCUCGUCCAUCCCCAGAGGGCACUCCUGUGGCAUUUGUGGACAGAUACCUGGAGAAACACAUCACUCCUUUCACCCUGAAAUCCAACCUUAAAAGAAACCCCCUGUACAUGGCCAUGAGAGAGACAGAUGUGGCGGACACCAAGUCCAAGCCUUCCUGGACUGUCAAGGAAUACGACACACAAAUAGUUCAUGGUAACCUUGCAGAUUAUUUAAAGGAGGAAGAGAAGACUCCUAAAGAUCUGGACUUUUGGCUUGAGGAUCUCUACACACCAGGAUUUGACUCUUUACUGAAGAAAAAAGAAGCAGAACACAAAAGAAAGAGACUUUAUAAAACUCUUUCUUUAGUUUUUUUGUCCCUUUGUGCAGUACUCAUUGUUAUCAUAGUACCAGUGGUGGUUUUACAGAAGAAAUACUAA